Dovyalis caffra is the source of this 534-nucleotide messenger RNA. Lineage: Eukaryota; Viridiplantae; Streptophyta; Magnoliopsida; Malpighiales; Salicaceae. The record is from the annotation of a GenBank genome assembly.
AUGGCUCAUAGGGGGUUCCGUCCAAAAGAGCAAGAGGAGAAGGAAGCUUGCAUAUUCUUUCCUACUUUCAAGCGUGAAACUAUAUUCCUUUUGAACUUCAAAUUGAGUUUAUUUGAUGAAAUCAUGGACCCUUAUGCUCAUCCAUGGAAUUUUCUUAGUCGUCUAAAUAGUCAAACUAUCUCUGCUCAAACAAGGGGCUAUGAAGAUUCUCCGAUGUUGCCUCUUGCCAUCAUUUUAAAGAGAGCCUCUAGUGCCUCCGCCCUGUCUUUGAGAGUUACAAUAUUUCCAUUUCUUUUCCUUGGUUGCAAAAAGAUUUCGAUGCCUAUUGAAGUUUCUAGAGGAGAAGAGGGGACCAUCAAUUUUGCAAAUGCACAUUCAUUCCAAGUCUGGGGACCAUCAAUUUUGCAAAUGCACAUUCAUUCCAAGUCUCACCACGUCAAAAUGAAAGCAUUACUCAAGCCAAGCUUGAAAGACCGUUCAAGAAUAGAGAUUACGACAAACUUCCAUUCCUUGGGGAAAUUUGGCAUUGGGUAG